AUGUUCCCUCCCAACGGUAAUGCUAACGGAAAGCGCCCGCCGUCCCUUUCAGUAGGUGAGGGUAGCAGCAUCCGCAAGAAAGCUCGAAAAGAAGAAGAGGCGGAUUCUCCGAGCCCUGCGGCAGAGAAGGAGGAGCCGAAACCGAAGACUACAAGAGGGUCCAGGGCCUGUACUGUUUGUCGUCGUCUAAAGAUGAAAUGCGUCGGUGCCGAACAUGGCCCGCCAUGUAAGCGCUGUCAAAACGGGAACCACGAAUGUAUAUUCGAAGAAUCGAACAGAGGAAAGCGGUCAGCCAAGAAACAUGAAUUGCUCACACGUUCCCUCCGGAAGAUGGAACGCACCUUGGACACAGUGCUUCGUGCGGUAGGUAACCCGAACCUCGCAGCGAGCAUCAUCUCGCGGUCCCCAUCCCCGUCCGGCCAGACGACGCAUACCUUCUUAGACUCGGAACCGCCGACCCCACAGGACGCGGCCGGUCCGUCGGGCCACCGAUCGGCUUCGCACUUACCCCAGCCACCCUCCCCACAGCUGCACUCCUUGCCGGACAACAGCCUUAAUCCCCUGGGCCUCCUUGCGGAGGCCAGUUUGGCAAACCGUAAAGCCCAGGCAGCAUCGAAGCCCAAUGGUGCGUCCCAAGCGCAACAUCCCGACGGGGACGCUCCCCGGAAGGUGGGCGUUGCGAGUGAGGCGUACUUCAAGCCAGGCCCGAUGACCAUACUUCCCCUGCGUCGUCUCUUCAUCGAGCGGCAGGUGCAGCCGGAAAUGCUCAGUUUCGUGAAUACGGAAGAAGUAGUAGCCCUGUUCAAAAUAUAUUUUACACAUAUGAACAUGCAUUGUAAUCUCCUAGAUCCCGAAUUUCAUACCCCCUCGCUAGUCUGCUCGCGCUCUCCUUUUCUCCUCACCACCAUCUGCGCGGUGGCUUCUAAAUUCUAUGAAGCGCGCCCAGAGUUGCAUUCAAGGCUGACCGAUCUUGCCAGAAAGCUGGCGUUCAACGUGCCCGCGAUGGGAUACAAGUCGGUCGAAAUCGUACAGGCGUAUCUCUUGCUAGUACUAUGGGGCUGCGGUCCCGUAGAACGGUUUGAGCAAGACAAGACAUGGUUUCUUAUGGGUAUGGCCAUCAGGAUGGCCACGGACCUCAAUCUGCACCGCAAGCAGCCUAACGUAAGCCAUGAGACUGCUGAGGGGAAGGCGCGCGACCGGGAAGUACACAACCGGGAGCGGACGUGGCUUCUCUGUUUCUGCCUAGAUCGGAGCCUGAGCGCGCAGAUGGGGAAGCCGCACUCUAUCAAGGAAGAUUUCAUCAUCCGGAACUCUAUGCAGUGGUCCAAGGCCCCGUCAGCCAUUCCCGGCGACAUAGGCCUUGCUGCGUAUACCGCUCUGCUGCAAAUCGUCUCUCGCAGCCUCGACAUCUUGUACGCAGGCACGGAAACACCAUCAGGUCUCCAGGCCUCCUGCGACUACAUGCUCAUCACCAAGACGAUCGAGACGCAGAUCGUCGCGUGGCAGCACGAGUGGACGCUGCGCCAGAACUCGCCCGCCAGCGAGGCCGAGAGCGAGUACCGCAUGCUCAUUGGGCGGUUCUACUACAACUACUACAUGCUCGUGGUGAACUCGUUCGGGCUGCAGAACGCGCUGGAGCGGUCGGCCGUGGAUAUCGGGUACUUCUUCGCGACGUGCCACUCGUGCGCGACGGCGUGCGCGCUGAUUUUUAGGGAUGAGCUGGGGCCGAAGGGGUACCUCAAGUAUUCACCGGAUUCGCAUUUUGUGUUUGUGUCGUAUGCGGUGCUGAGUUUGCUAAAGCUUGUCCGCCCGGAAUUUCAGGCGUUCCUUGAUCAUGAGCAAAGUACUUUAUCGCUGGUCAAAGACGUCGCGGACCUUUUGGAAAAUAUCGCCGCGAGCCCCAUGCACACACCCCACCUAUACAGCGUGUUCUUGCGGGCCCUGCUCUCCGCGCGCACAGACAAUUCCUCGGGGGACGCAAGUUCCGGAGGACAUAAUGGUACACACCUAAACGGAGAUACUACCCCGAACCAUAAAUCCGCGAACGAUCCAUUCAGCGCUCUAGGCGGGGACCACCAGCAUCAGCACCAUGGCUCGCUGUCGGACUUCCAGUUCGGCGGGGAGAUGGGCCCCGCUGUGGAUAUCACGACGUUCCCGCCGACGAUGGCGCCGAGCCACGCGUCCGAGGACGCGAACGGGAUGCUGUCGAUUGAUAGUAUUCUGAGCACGGGCUUUUGGGACAACGUGCUGAUUCCAGGCUACUCGAGCUCGUUCGAGGGUCUUAGUGGUGGUUUCGUGUAUGGCGCGGGGGGCAGCGGUCUUAUUACGCCCCGGCUGGGUAUGUCGCCGUCGCCGUCUGGGAGAAAUACGCCGGCGCGGAGUCGGCAUGCGUCGACGGAGCUGACGCAACAAAAUAUCAACGCAGCUUUCAACGGCACGCAUGGUGAGAGUAAUAGUGGGGAGGCUAAUGGGGAUUCGUAGACGUGCGUCCGGACUGCUCUGCGUGCAUUUUCAUUUUUUUAUCCGUGGUAUAAUAUGUGGCAUGGUAUGGCCCUCGCAGUCUUGAUUUAUUGUAGCAUUUCUCGUCGUUCUUGUGGUAUAUGUAUCAAUAUUGUAGUUUAUGGAACGGAUUCAGAUGUGGUCGCGAUUGUUAUUUC
Molecule: messenger RNA, 2657 nt
Organism: Gloeophyllum trabeum ATCC 11539
Lineage: Eukaryota; Fungi; Basidiomycota; Agaricomycetes; Gloeophyllales; Gloeophyllaceae
Exons: 12
Coding region: 1-2481 (826 amino acids)
Biological process (GO): DNA-templated transcription; regulation of DNA-templated transcription
Cellular component (GO): nucleus
Molecular function (GO): zinc ion binding; DNA-binding transcription factor activity, RNA polymerase II-specific; transcription cis-regulatory region binding
Source: RefSeq, a predicted model, not a curated record